Messenger RNA from Bombus pyrosoma, 1444 nucleotides. It is a transcript of the gene MsrA, whose product is annotated as peptide methionine sulfoxide reductase. Lineage: Eukaryota; Metazoa; Arthropoda; Insecta; Hymenoptera; Apidae. Gene Ontology annotation, molecular function: peptide-methionine (S)-S-oxide reductase activity. The record is from RefSeq and is a predicted model, not a curated record. The transcript has 5 exons. Bases 653 to 1381 code for a protein of 242 amino acids.
AAUGAGAAUUUACAUUUUAAUAUUAUUUAUAUUAAUUUCCGUACUUUUUCCAUUUAUAUAAAUUUUAUAUAUGCAUUUCUGUAAUCAUCAGAUUUACGAAGUGGAAAUUGAAUUUUGAUUACAUUCAUAUUUCGUUCACAUUUUUAUUAUUUUCGUAUGUAAUAAAUAUACUCACGUAUGAACCAAUAAAGAAUGAAACAAACAUUUUUACUAUAAUUACAUAAUGUUUCUAUAUUAUACCAUCUUAAUAAAUUAAUUCUAUGCACGGCAAAAUAUCAUUUUUCAUUUUAAAUAUAUUUGGAAAUGUCCCUGACAUCCUCCAUCGUUGAACGUGAUAAUCACGUGCUCACGUUAAUCGAAGCUGAUUAAAUUUUCAAAGAAGACCUAGCUUAACGAAAGCGGCGAAGAAAGGUAUAAGUAUAAAUGCAUAAAAUCCAUUGCAUUUUCAUUACGUUAAACAUUUUUGAAAUCAAUAUUUCUAAUCGCAUGAAACAUUUACAUUUUAUCGAAGUAAACAAAUAUUCGAACAAAGUUGCAAAGAUUCCAAUUCAAUUGUUGCAAAAAAAUUUAACUUCUACUAUUGUCUUUAACAAUAUUAAUGAAUGAAUGAUUUUUCUUAUGGAUCACUUAUCAAUAGACAUUUCUAUCAAAGAUGGUGACACCAAAUUUAACCCUCUUACUACGCAGGAGUUUCAUCGCAAUCAACCAUCGCUACUUGUCGAACAAGAUGCCAGGACAAUUCAAAGAAAUCCAAGCAAAACGUGCAACAUUCGGAAUGGGAUGCUUUUGGGCUGGCGAUUGUCUUUUUGGCGUUUUACCCGGUGUAAUUAGGACUUGCGUUGGCUAUGCCGGAGGACAAAAGGAAUCACCAAUUUAUAGAAAUAUUGGAGAUCAUACGGAAGUCGUCGAUAUCGAAUAUAAUCCAGACAUAAUAUCAUAUACACAAUUACUCGCUUUAUUUUGGCAGAAUCAUGAAUAUGGUCUCACUACAAAGAUCAAGAGACAGUAUAUGUCACUGGUUUUGUAUCAUGAUGAAGAACAAAAGUUGCUAGCUGAAAAGUCACGUGAACAAGAACAGCAGAAACGUACAAAUCUAAUUCUCACCGAGAUAAGAAAAUUCGAAAAGUUCUACCCGGCUGAGGAUUAUCAUCAAAAGUAUCGACUUCGAAAUCAUCCAUGGCUAAUCGAAACUACUGGUCUCACCAGCGACGAAGUUCUUCGAAAUUCACCUUUAGCUGCUAAAUUGAAUGGUUACAUUGCUGGUGCUGGAACGGUCGAACAAUUUGAAAAAGACUUACCUAAUCUUGGUUUAAGUGAGAAAGCUGCGCAGUAUUUACAGAAAUAUGUAAUCGAGAAUCAAGGAAACGGUUUAUAUUGCUAGCUUAAGAAUGUUUAAUAAUUCUUCGUAUGUAGUACAGAUCAAAUAGGAUUUAUUUCCUCGUAA